Molecule: messenger RNA, 1259 nt
Organism: Diabrotica balteata
Lineage: Eukaryota; Metazoa; Arthropoda; Insecta; Coleoptera; Chrysomelidae
Source: the annotation of a GenBank genome assembly
AUGAUUACUGUGGCAGCUCAGGGAAGUACCUUCAAUGAAGUCGAAGUAAACCUGACAGUUGCUCUAGAAGACUUAGCACUAUACUAUGACGAAAACUGUCUGAAACCCAACCCUACAAAAACACAGGUGUGUGCUUUUGCCUUAGAAACAAUAUUUGAUGUAACUUCCCCCACCUCAUUCAAAUCCCUGGACAGUUGGCGAGAUGAAUUCCUCAUCCAAGCAUCACCCCGAGAGCCCGAAAACUUCCCAUUCGUCCUCCUAGGAAACAAAGUCGACCUCGAGCCGAGGGCGAUCUCGCCAAAGAGGGCGCAACAAUGGUGCCAAUCAAAGAACAACAUCCCCUAUUUCGAGACAUCGGCUAAGGAUGGCUUGAACGUGGAACAGGCCUUUUUGGCCAUUGCCAAAAACGCUCUUGCCCAACAGAACACAACUGUCGAUCUGUAUAACGAAUUCCCCGAUGAGAUUAAGCUCACGAAGGCACAGAAAACCAACACUAACGGUGAUAGCUGCGCUUGCUAAAUUAAUUUAAUUUCUAUAUAUUCUUCGGUAUUUAAGAUGGAACCGACAGAUCACGGCAUAAGUGUUUAGUAUUGGUUAAUGAACUGUCUCAUAACCCAAGAUUUUACUCACUGGUUACUAUCAGUUACAGUUCUUUCCACCAUUGAACUAUAACAGAGAUUAGCCUCUAUUGAACCACAUCUUGUAUUUCGAUUAUAAUAAAAAAAAGCUACUAAUUUUCCAUUUUGUGAUAAUUACUUAUGGCAUUAACUAUCAAUGUACAUAUAAAUUACUACGUGGUGGUAGAAAAUUGGGUGUAAAAAAUAUUUUACUGCAGUUUAUUGCCCGUUGUUAGAUUCUUUUUGAUAUGUGACUAAUUAAUGGAUGUAUGGACUUGAAUCUUGGCUCCUUUAUUUAUUUUCAGUAUAAUAUCUUCCGGGGUGUAUAUUUAACCGAUUGUUCUAUUGAACAAAACUUUCAAUAGGGUUAAAAUCAGCAGUAACUUGGUCCAAAAGUUCUUAUUUUCUGAACAGAGAAAGAGUAAACCAAAAGACUACAAAUGUAUCACUUAAAAUACAACGAAUUUUUGUACUUUAAAACGUACAGUCCAAUCCCUUGUUUGUUGUAAAUUUAGUGUCAUUGAUUAAUAAAAAAAGACUGUAGACUUCAGACUAGUAAAUCAUGAUCAUCCUAUAAAUUAUUAUGAGUUAAAAUGUUGUAGCUGUAUUAUUAUAAAUAUAUGAAACAACAGAAAUAGUGUA